Messenger RNA from Amyelois transitella, 1188 nucleotides. RefSeq lists its product as uncharacterized. NCBI's taxonomy places the organism in Eukaryota, Metazoa, Arthropoda, Insecta, Lepidoptera, Pyralidae. The record is from RefSeq and is a predicted model, not a curated record. The coding region runs from base 1 to 1188 and encodes 395 amino acids. The transcript is spliced from 2 exons.
AUGGAUGUGUUAAAGUUAUUAGCUGUGUUGGUGGUGUUCUUUGAGGGAGGUGAUGCCGGUGGUCAUGGAGGAAAGCAUCAUGAUCAUCUCAGAAUCCACAUGCCGGAGUUCAUCCAUCACGAUCACCACACUAAAGUGAUCACCAUCCACCACCACCACCAUAAACCAAAGAAGGAACAUCAUCACCACCACCAUCAUCAUUUUAAACCAGCUCCACCGACUUUCCAUCACCACCACAAAAAGUUUCAUAUAAAAACGAAGACAAUAUCCAAGAAUCACGGCCACCAUGGUCAUCACGGUCACCACGGACACCAUGGUCACCAUCACGGUCACCAUGGACAUCACGGACACCAUCAUGGUCACCACGGCCACCAUGGUCAUCAUGGACACCAUGGCCAUCACGAUUAUGAUGAACACGGCCUUGAAAAUCAAGGGUUUGAGCAUCAUGGCUAUGGAUAUCCUAUACCACAACACAAUACAGCAGCCUUCGACACACCCACUACAACGUUCGAACAAGAUUUUGCAACGUUCAGCCCUUCAGCCCCGUCUUAUGGCGGAGGUAUUACUGCUCAAGCCCCGCAAUUCCAUGGAGCAUCACCUCAGGUGCAUGGAAUAUCGCACACAAUAAAACAGGUAAAGGUAUUUGAUUCACUGCCUGGAGCAAUCCCAGGCACCAAUGGGCAAACUCACGGAUACGAAGUUACUGAAGCUGACGAGGAUGACGAUGACGCCUUUACAUCCGUGAAUAGCCUGCAACAAUCAUAUCCCGGCACUUUCGCAUUUGUUCGAGGGGUGGAUGCUACAAAUGUGCCUUUUGCUCAAUUAACUUCUCAGGCUUCAGUACCUCUACAGAACCACGAUCCUUUUGCAUUAGGUGUUCAACCCACUACUGGUCUCGAAAGUGAUGUAGAAACAUUUACGGGUACCCAACCUGAUGUGUUUGUGUCAUCGCCUACUCAAAUUAUAAACGUAGCCAGUGCAGAACCUUCUGCGGCGAUCCCGUCUACUUUCCCAUCGGAAACCGGGUUCGACAGCACACAAACUGCUUUUGUUGGCACUACAGGAGAUACGGCGCUGCUUACAAAAGAAGAAAAUGCUGUUGACGAAGAAACUCCUGUAUCAUUUGUCAGACAGGGAGGAAUACAACAGGUUGUGAAGACCGGAGGAGUGGAAACUAUUGUUUAUUAG